UAUUAGUCAAAUUGAAAGACCAAUUUUUAUGAGGAUGUUUGUGUGCUUAGCUGCACUUAGGGAUGGAUUCAUUUCUGGUUGCAGACCAGUAAUUGGGGUGGAUGGGUGCCAUCUAAAAGGGGCAUACCCUGGGCAGAUCUUGGUUGCAGUUGGAAAAGAUGGCAAUAAUGCCAUCUUCCCAAUUGCUUGGGCAACUGCAGAGAUUGAGAACAAGGACAGCUGGUGCUGGUUUCUGGAGAGCUUGCUCAAGGCACUUUGUGUGUAUGACCAAGGAGAUGGCUUGACUUUUAUGUCUGACAGACAGAAAGGUCUCAUAGAAGCAUUUGCAGAUGUGGCCCCCAAAGCUGAGCUCAGAUUUUGUGUGAGGCAUAUUUGGUCAAAUUUCAAACUGAAAUUUCAUGGUGCAACUUUCAAGGAAUUGUUCUGGGCUGCUGCUAGGGCAAGCACUCUGUUUGAGUUUGAAGUUGCUAUGGAAAGUAUCAAUUUUUUGGAUGAAGAAGCAUACCAGUGGCUGUCAAACAUUGACCCCCAGCACUGGUCAAGGCAUGCUUUCUCUACAAACUGCAAGUCUAACAUGUUGUUAAACAACAUGUGUGAGACAUUUAAUGCAGUGAUUAGAGAUGCCAGAGACAAGCCUAUUCUAACUCAAAUGGAAUGGCUUAGAAGAUAUAUGAUGAAGAGGAGUAAUGACAAAUGGGAGGCAGCAAAGUCUUGGGAAGGUUUACUAACCCCAUUUGUCAACAAAGUCUUUGAUGGGUUGGAGAAGUAUGCCAGGACAUGUGAGGUUACAGCUUCAAGGGAUGAAAUUUAUGAGGUGAAAUACAAGGAUGAUCAGUGCAUUGUGGAUCUACAAGAGAGAAAAUGCACUUGUUAUAGAUGGGAGUUGACAGGAAUACCUUGUGUCCAUGCAUUUGCUUGCAUAAUGGACAAAAGGGAUGAUCCUGAGUUGUAUGUGCACCCACAUUACUAUAGGGUGACAUACUUGGCUGCAUAUGAGAACCCAAUACAGCCAAUGCCUGGCCCUAAGAAUUGGGAAAAGGUCAAGCUCAGACAGCCUUUGCCACCUAUGCUGAAAGUGCAGCCAGGAAGACCUAAGGCAAAAAAGAGAAAGCUUGAACCAGGGGAGGGCACUUCUGCAGCACCUGAGGGCAAGAAGCCAAAGGUGAAGAAACAAUGCAAGAACUGUGGUGGGUUUGGCCACUUUGCCAAAACAUGCAAGGCUGAAGCAGCACUAGAACAGCCUAACCCACCUGCAACAAAUCCAAAGGGUGGGAGGCCACAGAUGCAGACUCCUUGGCUUAAGGAACAGAGAAAGAAAAGUGAAGAGAAAGCAGCAAGACAGGUAUUUUGUGUAUUUUGUGACUUGAGUGUAUUUAGUGGCUUUGUUUCUGAGUCUUGUCAUACUGUGAUUGCAGGCUGGGUCAAGUAAUGCUGCACCUGCAACUGCUGUGUCAAGCCAGCCUGCAACAAGAACAGAGCCUUUGCCAACUCAGCCUGUUACCAGGAGCAACAGGAGCCUGAGUCAGCCCACAAGAGUGCCAACAACUACUCCUCCCAAAGUCAAAAUA
Chenopodium quinoa (quinoa) is the source of this 1568-nucleotide messenger RNA. RefSeq lists its product as uncharacterized. Bases 29 to 1429 code for a protein of 466 amino acids. Gene Ontology annotation, molecular function: zinc ion binding; nucleic acid binding. The record is from RefSeq and is a predicted model, not a curated record. Lineage: Eukaryota; Viridiplantae; Streptophyta; Magnoliopsida; Caryophyllales; Amaranthaceae. The transcript is spliced from 3 exons.